This is a messenger RNA of Cladocopium goreaui, 1320 nucleotides long. NCBI's taxonomy places the organism in Eukaryota, Dinophyceae, Suessiales, Symbiodiniaceae. The record is from the annotation of a GenBank genome assembly.
AUGCACAAGCACUUGGCAACCUUUUCCAGGUUUGAUUGUGCCAUGGCAACCCUUGCUGAGCAAAAACCAUGGUUGCUGGAUGCGGAUUCAGGGGCGUCUCAGCAAGGCACCUAUGCAAGGGUUCCAGGAGUUGAAGACGACACGACCUUUGAAUGGGAGUCAUUGGGGGAACCUCUAUUCAUUUUCAGCUACACAGCGAUGGUCGUGGGUCGACAGUGCAUGGCUUUGUCGCUGCUGGCUUUGCAAGUUUUCUCCCCUGGUGUGCAGAAGAUGCUGCAGCAGCACAAUACAAACAGCUAUUUAAUGAACUGCGAUGAGGAGGCGGUUGGAUUUGCGCAGACCUGCAUUUGCGAAACGACCAAAGCAUUUGUAAGGUGUUUUGCACCUGUCUCCAUCAUUGUGGCGCUGGUUGUUGCUGCGCAGCUUAUUCUGUGCCAGCGUUUGUUCUACAUUAUGCUUCGAUGUGGUGUUCUGGUUGACUUCAAGAAUCUUUCUCCAUUCAAGGAUCCUCUCUUUUGGUGGGUGCUUUUGAAUGGAGUUUGCGCCAUGUCACACUUUGUAUUCCAUAUGCUGGUGGUUCAGCAGAUGCACAUCGGGAAAGACAAUUUGCAAAAGGUCAUAGAUUCUCUGAAGCAAGAUUCGUUCUUUUUCGGUUUGCCAUCUAUUGUCUAUGUGCUCUUCCUAUACUUGUCAUACGAUGUCGAAUGGUUGCUGCUUCCGUUGAGCAAAUUCUGGGAAUCAGAUCCAGAAUGGGCUCAGAAGACAUCCUUCGAAAUGGCCUUUGUGACUGAAAGAGCUGCUUGCAAGACUGUGCUGCAGGAUGCAACAUGCAUUCAGGAUGUGGCUGAUGCUAUUGCGCUGCAGUCACUAGACCGUGGUGUGGAAUUGCAGAGAGCUGAUAGCCUGACAACUAACAACGCUGCACGUCCGACUCGUAAUGCAUUUGUGCCGGAGGCUAGACAGCAAAAAGCGAAACAAGCUCACAUAAGUCGGCGACAAGUUGUGUCUGUGCCGGCACAAACACCAAGGAAUUAUUUUGUUGAACGUGCUUGGAUUUCUCGUCUCCUCAGCGACUCUCAAUUGGUGGCACAGGAUCGGAAGUGCCGCACUUUCUAUUUUGCUUGGGUGAUAUGGAUGUGCUUGACAUCCUUCAUGUGUUUGGCUGCUGUGGCAGCGGUAAUCCUUCAACUGAAAAAUGAUAUCGAAGACAUCAUUGCUGGUCAUGGAGAAGAAUAUAUUUGCGUUGCCAUCGUUGGGACAAAUGUCCUUGCCAUGAUUGUUGUGGCCUGCUACUAUGUGGGUGACCUGGUCUUUCCAUGA